Messenger RNA from Plasmodium vinckei vinckei, 4245 nucleotides. RefSeq names its product serine esterase, putative. The transcript has a single exon. The coding region runs from base 1 to 4245 and encodes 1414 amino acids. The record is from RefSeq and is a predicted model, not a curated record. Lineage: Eukaryota; Apicomplexa; Aconoidasida; Haemosporida; Plasmodiidae.
AUGAAAGAAAAAUAUAAAAAUUAUCGAAGUGUAUCUGCUUUUUUGAGAGAUGGAAAUGUGUUUGAGACACAUGAUACCAUAAAUGAUGAACAGGAGGCUGAAAAAUGUGCAGCUUUUUUUAACACUAAUAAAAAUAUGUUUACAAAUUUGUUUGCAAAUUAUAAUGUUAAUACCAGUGUAAGUGAUUUAUUGAAUAGGGAAAUAAAAAAUGAUAAUAGUGUUCUAAAUUUGAUCAAAUCAAAAGAAUAUAAAAAUAAAAAAAGUUCAUUAAAUAAAAAUAUAGAAUGUAAUCUAAAUUCAUUAAAAAAUGAUAACUCAUUUGUAAAAAAAGAAUGGAUAAAGAACUUUUGUUGGGCUUGCUCUUUAAAUUUGUUAGACGAAAUUUUAGAAGAGGAAAUAUAUAAAGAAAAAAAAAUUAACUAUGUAUAUGAUAUAAUUCGUGAUGAAAAUACCUACUUCGAUACGAGUUCCUUCAUUAGUGUUCCAUAUGAAUUUACACGAUUUAUUUUAUCACAAAUGGAAAGUAAUGAAUUAAAGACUAUUAAAAUAAAUAAUAUGAUCAAAGAAGAAAAAUAUUUAUUUAAAAAGUUUUAUAAAAAUCGUAAAAAUAACAAUAAAUGUAAUAUAAAUAAAUGCAAAACAUGCGACGAUACAUCAAAUUCAGAUUCAUCAAGUGUAAGUUAUAGCAGUAGUACAGACAAAAAUAACAAUGACACAAAUGAUGACAACUUAAGUAAGAAUUAUAAUAAUUAUUCUCAUAUCAGGGAAAAACUAUUUAAUUAUCAUAAUUCUAAUAAAAAACAAAAAUAUAUAUAUAAUGAUUAUGAUUUGUUUUACAAUAAGGAUCUUUCAUUAGAAAAAAAUUUGAACAAUUUAAAAAAAUCUAAUGAUGAAAGUUUGCUGAAUAAAGAGCGAAAAAAGAACCAAAUACAUAAAACAGCGAAAAAUAAAAAACUAUAUAAAAAAAAUAGACAAGAAAAAGGAAAACAUAAUAUUUUAUAUAAUAAAAUGAGCAUGAGUGAUGACAAUAAUUAUGAGUAUAGUCAAAUUUAUAAACGUACAAAUCAAGAUAAUGAACAUGUAUGUGAAUAUAAAAAUUGUGCAAAAUCAAUAUUAUCAUAUAAUAGAAAUUCCAAAUCAGGCAUGUUAAAAAUGGAUAGCAAAAACUAUCAUAAGAAAAAAAACAUUAACUGUAAUAGUAAUGCAUUUUUUAAUACAACAAAUAUAAAACAUUUAAAUAAAAAAAGACACACAGAUCGUUUCCAAUAUUAUUUAAACGAUAUAGAAGAAAAUAAUAGUUAUAAAUAUCUACAGCGUAAUAAGCGAAUAAUAAAAAGAAGCAAAUCUAUUUGCUCGAUAUUAAGAACAAAUGAUGAUAAAAAUAAUAACACACAAAAUGACAAAGAGGAUUUAGAAGGAAAAAAAAAAGAGAUUGAUAUGGGUAUAUUUGAUUCUGGAAAAAAUUUUAAUAAUCCUAUUGAUCGAAAUAUACACUCUGAGGAUAUAGUUGAGCAUAUGAUAAACAACGAAAAAUAUGAUAUAAAAAAUAAUUAUAAUAAAAGAAUAUAUUAUAAAUAUAUAAAUAAUUUAAAUUAUAUUAAAGAAUUUUAUUAUAUUGCAGAAACUAAGAAAAAAAAACCAUUUCCUUUAUUCCUAUAUAAUAAUAUUAAAUUGAUUGAUAUUGUGAAGCAAUGCCCUAAAUGUUAUUGUUUUUUUAACAAACUGGCUUGCCAUUGUAUAGGAUGCAAAAAGAAAUACAAUAUGAAAUAUAUGAAGCCGCAUUAUUUUAUAUUUCAACAUGGUUUAACUGCAAGUGUAUGGGAUUUCCAAAAUAUAAUUAAUCCUUUAUUAAGAAAAUAUCCACCUAUUUAUAUAUAUGUAGCAUAUAGUUACCAAGGGCACACAUUUGAAGGUGUUGAUGUUGGUACUGAAAGAAUAUGCUCCGAAUUAACAUAUUUAUUUAGAACCAUAAACAAUGAUGAUAUAAAUAUAUCUAUGAUAGGGCAUUCAUUAGGAGGAGUAUUAAAUAGAUAUAAUUUAGUUAAUUUAUAUAGAAACAAAAUCCUUAAAAAAAAAAAAUUUAUUAAUUUUAUAACUUUUGCAUCCCCACAUAUUGGCGUUCAUGAAAAUAUUCCAUUUAUUAAAACUUUAUCAGCAUUUUUAGGGUCACACACAGUUGAUGAUUUAAAUAAUAAAUCUAACGCUUUGUUAAAGAUAGGAAAUAUUGAAGGUGUAAAUAUGUUAAAAAAGUUUGAAAAUAUAAUAUUUUAUGGGAAUACGCAUUCAGAUUGGUUAGUAGGUAUUAGAACAUCUUUAGUUUUGCCUUAUACAAUAUUUAAUAAUGAACUUUUAUCAUAUAUAAUGAAUAAAGCCCAGAAAUUGCCAGAUGUUCCGUUAAAUAUUUUUUCAAUUGUCCAUUUAUAUAUGCGCGAAAAAAAAUUAUUAUUUUUUCAUUUUUAUCAAAAUAUAAAUAAUCCAAAUUAUUUAUUAAAUAAAAGAAAAAAUCAAAGUAGAUUUUUAUAUAAAAUGCUACAAAAUAUUUUGUCAUCGACUAAAUUGUUAGGAUCCCAACAAAAAAAAAGAGUGAGUAUUUAUAUAGAUGAUUAUGAAAGCUAUGAAAAUAAUAAUAAAACAACCAAAAAUAUAGAGUAUAUAUACUCAAGUUCAUCAUGCAAAAAGGAUAUAUAUGGAAACAAAAUACCAUUUUUUACAAAAGAAAAAAAUAAUAAUAAACUUAGUUUAAAUCAAAAUAAUCUACUAUUCAAUGAUGACUUAGAAUUACUAUCAGAAAAUAUGAGUAUCGAGUCAUUAUCAGACAGCUUAAAAAGUGAUAAUAAUAAAGAUAGAUAUAAUUUAGAAAAUAGUAUUGAAAUAAUCCAAUUUAAUUAUAAUAAAAAAAAAACUAAAAACGCAAAUUCUUCAGUUGUAGAGGAUGAGAAAGUAUCCUCUAUUAAAUCAAUUUCAUUGGAAGAUGUUUUUCCAUGUGAUAAUAAUGAGGAAAGCAAUUUUAUUAAUAUGAAAGUAUCAAAAAAUAGUAUUGAUAAUUCUUAUCCACACAUUAAAAAUGAAGAAAUUCAUAUAAAAAAUAACACUUAUAAAAUUAUUACUAGUAAUUAUGUGGAGGAAUCUGAAAAAAGGGAACUUUUGACUACUGAUUUGAAUAAAUAUAUGGAUUAUAGAAAUACAGAAAGUGAAAAUAUAAGUUACUCUAAUAAUAUUAGUGAUAAAAUUAGUAAUAAAAAAAAUGAAGAAUUAUACGAUAAUCGUGAGCCUAAAAAUAGUGACACUAUUAGUGGAAACAUUGAAGAUGGUAAUAAAAAGAAAGAAACAAUGAAAAAUUAUAAAUAUUUUGAAAAAUUAUUUUUCCAAUGCUUGAAAGAAAGAAUAUUGUAUGAUAUAAAAACAUUAGACGAUAAUUUUAAAAAAGAAAGUAAGCCAACUAAAAAAAAAAGUGAAACGGGUAAAAUGCUUCUUCAAAAUACUAUUAAUAUAAUAAAAAACUAUAGUUUUUUAAAUUAUUCAAAAAAUAAUGACUACACUAGUAUAAGCAAUAUUAAUAAUAAUACAUUAGACAUAUGUGAUGAAAUAAGAUCAUUUAAAAGCGGUACCAAUUUUGAAGAUAAUAAUAUAUCUAUUAACGAGGAUCAAAGUGAUAAAACAAAUUUUGAAAAAAAUAACAAAGGCAUAGACCAAUCAUCCCUUAGUAAUAAUAAUCAUAAUGAAGAAUAUAAUUAUAUAAGUGAAUUUUUUCAUACAUCUUCUGAUGAUAAUUGUGAGGGAAACGAAGAUAAUUCCAACACAAUGUCUAAUAAAUAUAUAUCACCGAAUAUAGUUGAAAAUAAUAAAGCUCAUAAAACUGAAUUGAAGGAUAUGGAAAAUAGUGAAUGGCGUCAUAGAGAUACUGAUUGGAAUAAUAAUGAAAGUAUAAAUAAUAUAAUAAAAAAGAAAAACCCAAAAAAUAAUUUACUUAAAGGUAUUACAAAAGACGAUAAAAUAAAAUAUAAGAAAAUAUUACGUCAUAUUUAUUCAAUAUCAAAUGAAGAGCUAAUUGAAAAUUUUUUUAAAAAUCCUGAUCUAAUUUAUUUUGAAGUCGCGCUAUAUUGUUUAUAUGAGUUACCAAUACAACGAUAUUGUAUUUCUAUGCCACCAUAUCCAAACGCCCAUGUCCAAAUUAUUGCACACCCAAGAAUAUGCCCAAAAGAAUCCACUAUCAUAAAUCACCUUAUUGAACGUUUGAUUCUUUAA